AUGAGUCAAGGUUCAACGUUCAAAUCUAGGCCGGCUAAAACAUCAUUCAAAACGCGAUAUUUCGACGUGCGCGGACCCAACUCGGUGGUCGGAUAUUUCACAAUUCUUCCAGAGCAUUGCCGGAGCGCAGUCGAGGAACAAUUCUCUAGGAUUUUAAGCCCCGUUGCGGCUCCAAGUCAACGAUUCUUACUGUUCCUUGCUGCCGCUGGUUUCUUCGGCGGGCGAGUGGAUUGUCUGGCGCCAUCCGAUUCCUGGAUGGACGUCGACCUUGGCCAAUCCGGGUAUGCAGGCGGAAAUCACAAUCUAGACCCCGCCGUCGUCGACAGCCCCCAAUUCGGUCUACGGUGGAAGGUAGACUCCAACCCAGGCGAAACACAUUAUGCUAGACCAUUGAUUUACACGCCUCCGUCUACAAACAAGCAGAUUGUCUUCCUUGCGUCGACCGAGAAUAUCCUGCGUACCCUUGAUGCGGAGACGGGAGAGAUAUUGAGGGAAAGGCAGGUCACUGAACCGUUCAACAUGGCACAGCCCUUCUGCACCAUGGUCUCGGAGACGCUUGGGGUCCUGGGCACACCGACGAUUGACCCUGACACCGAUACGGCUUACUUCUUCGCGAAGUCACAUAUACCAUAUUAUCGGGAUCACUUACCCACCGGCAUAAUAAACGGGGUGUACUACUUCUACGCCGUCGACGUGAACACCCUUGAAGAUAGGGAAGGCUUCCCGAUUCUCGUUGACGGUCUCCCUGCCAGCAACGACCCGCGAAGGUACUUCAUUGGCGGGAUCAUUCUGCAACGACCGUCCCUCAUCAAACUUGGCGACGUUGUGUACGGCGCAUUUGGGGGCGGGUGUGGAGGAUUCAAUCUCACUGGAACAAUCCUGGGGAUAGACGUAAAACAAAAGAAAGUUGUCACAAACUGGGUUACCCAAGCCGGUCCUGAAUCUCUGUUUACCGAAGAAUGGACAGCCUUUCAUGGAGGCGGCCCCGGUGGGAUAUGGCAAGCCGGACAGGGUCUCGCGACCGACGGCACCAGUAUCUUUUUCGCCUCUCUUGUGCAGUCCAACGGUGCCGGUUCGAGCGACCCGGUCACUGACACAACCCCAAGGUUCGGCAACGCGAGCCUGUCCGUCUUGUCUGAGGUCGCAGCGCGCGUCAUACCGACGGCGGAUGGCGAUCUUAAAUUAGUGGACUUCUUCCGCCCGUACAACUACCAGCACGAAGAAGGGAUGGAUUUCGGUUCUGGCGGAUUCCAACUCCUUUCUCCAUACUUCAACACCAGCACCGUAUCACGCAUUGCCGCUGUCGCCAGCAGGAGCUUCAAGAUCUACGUCUUCGACCUCUCGAACUUAGGCGGCUACCGUCAGGGCCUCGACGGAACAGACGCAGUCCUCCAGUCGAUCAUAACAGACGGCGAAGUCUACGGCGGUAUCGGUUCUUACCCACUGGACGGUGGCUACAUCUACGCCGCGCCGACCAAUAAACCCGUUGUUGCGCACAGGUUCACCAUUACCGACGAUGGGACGCCAAAAUUUGUCUUCGCUGGUCAAUCCGGGGUGUCGAGCUCCGAGCAACGAGGGACGGGUAUCGCAACGGUGACUUCGUACAAGGACGAACCGGGCACUGGGAUUGUAUGGGUCACGGAUCCCGUUCUAGGUUUGAGAGCCUGGCAUGCGAUACCUGGUGAAGAUGGAGUCCUGAAGCAAAUCGAACUUCCGCCGAUGAAUGGGGCGAAUAGAUAUUCGAGGGCGACGUUCGGAGAUGGGAAGGUGUAUGUGGUGGAUGCAGCGGGAAGUCACUAUUCCCGCAUUAUGACAGGCGAAACCCUCUCUUAUCCUCAGCCUACGUCGGUUAACCUAUCUGCUUGGCUGUUCCGCGUCGAGCGAGACUUGAAGGACGCCGGAAUUCCACAGGCCCAAUGGUCUGACGCGAUGAUUUUGCUGCUGGAGGGAGAAAUGAAUAUGGCGAUGCGGCAGAGGAGGCAGGCGCGACGUGAUCUCGGGGUGGAGGUUUGGGAUUGGGCUGGGUUUUGUAAGGCUCUUGAGGAAGUGCUUGGUGACAUAGGUAUUCGCGCUGUCAGUCUCGCGGAAAAGUACAGGCACUUACUCUCUUUAGCUGGCAGACCGUCCUUCCUACAACAACUUCGAGAGUACCACCCAAUUGCCACAAAAGUUGUCGGAGUCGGACUGGUCGCUGUAGGAGGAGCUGCUCUGGCUCCGGCGAUCGUUGUGGGUGGCCUCAACGCUCUGGGAUUUACAGCAGCAGGAGUGGCCGGCGGUUCAAUAGCAGCUGGUCUGCAAUCAGUCUUCUAUGGCGGGGCGACAACUGGGUUAUUUUCCCUCUGUCAAUCCAUUGGUGCAACUGCUGCUGCGCCAACCCUGGCCUCAGUACUGUCAGCUAUUAGAACAGUGGUCGCUGGCGCAACAAUCCUCGUCUCAGAGUCUAAGGAUGAUAAGAUGGCUCUGAGGAUUUCUUAUUGGAAUAUGGACGGCAAACACGAGCCGCGUCCGCUCCAUUUUGGUGCCCGCGCCUUUAGCGCUGCCAUCUCGCCAUAA
Cyclocybe aegerita is the source of this 2553-nucleotide messenger RNA. The record is from the annotation of a GenBank genome assembly. Lineage: Eukaryota; Fungi; Basidiomycota; Agaricomycetes; Agaricales; Hemipholiotaceae.